AUGGGCCGUGUUCUUCUCAAGGUUAUCAUUUUGGGCGAUAGUGGCGUCGGGAAGACAUCCUUGAUGAACCAAUAUGUCAACAAGCGAUUCAGCAAUCAGUACAAGGCAACUAUCGGUGCAGACUUCUUAACGAAGGAGGUCAUGGUGGAUGAUCGUUUGGUGACAAUGCAGCUCUGGGAUACUGCAGGUCAAGAGCGGUUCCAGUCUUUGGGCGUCGCGUUCUACCGUGGAGCCGACUGCUGUGUCCUGGUUUACGAUGUGAACAGUGCCAAAUCUUUCGAAACUCUCGACAGCUGGAGGGACGAAUUCUUAAUUCAAGCAAGUCCUCAUGAUCCCGAGAACUUCCCUUUCGUGGUGCUAGGAAACAAGAUUGAUGUGGAGGAAGGCAAGCGACAGGUGACCCAGAAACGGGCCAUGGCAUGGUGCCAAUCCAAGGGAAACAUUCCUUAUUUUGAGACCUCGGCGAAGGAGGCCAUCAACGUCGAGCAAGCGUUCCAGACAGUUGCGAAGAAUGCGCUUCAACAAGAGGCGGAGGAACAGCUUUACGUCGAUUACCCCGACCCCAUCCAAUUGGAUUCUGAGAGUUCUCAGAAUUAUGGCUGCAACUGUUAAGGUUUCUCUGUCAAUACUAUUACUCAACGUUCAACCUGUUACUGUUAUGUUAGUAUAUGCAUUGGGCUCCUGUACACACACACACACAUAAUUCUAGUUCUUG
This is a messenger RNA of Coprinopsis cinerea okayama7#130, 715 nucleotides long. Its product is annotated as RAB small monomeric GTPase. The transcript has 7 exons. NCBI's taxonomy places the organism in Eukaryota, Fungi, Basidiomycota, Agaricomycetes, Agaricales, Psathyrellaceae. Gene Ontology annotation, molecular function: GTPase activity; GTP binding. The record is from RefSeq and is a predicted model, not a curated record. The coding region runs from base 1 to 612 and encodes 203 amino acids. Gene Ontology annotation, biological process: regulation of vacuole fusion, non-autophagic. Gene Ontology annotation, cellular component: fungal-type vacuole membrane; phagocytic vesicle; vacuole.